This is a messenger RNA of Nematocida homosporus, 930 nucleotides long. RefSeq names its product replication factor C subunit 2/4. The record is from RefSeq and is a predicted model, not a curated record. Gene Ontology annotation, cellular component: DNA replication factor C complex; nucleus. The transcript has a single exon. The coding region runs from base 1 to 930 and encodes 309 amino acids. Lineage: Eukaryota; Fungi; Microsporidia. Gene Ontology annotation, molecular function: ATP binding; DNA clamp loader activity; ATP hydrolysis activity. Gene Ontology annotation, biological process: DNA-templated DNA replication; DNA repair.
AUGAGUCUGCCUUGGAUAGAAAAAUAUCGCCCCAAGAUUCUUGCUGAUGUAGUUGGUAAUCGUCCGAUAAUUGAGUUAUUCAGUGUUUUCUCAAAAGAUGAAAGUAUGCCCCAUUUGAUCUUAACUGGAACCCCUGGAAUUGGCAAAACAACCAUUAUCAAUGCCUUACUGAAUGAAUUCUUUCCCGAUCUAAGUCUUAAGAAAGAGGCCGUUUUGGAAAUGAACGCUUCAGAUGAACGAGGAGUUGAUAUCGUACGUACUAAAAUCCGAUCUUUCCUACAAAAGAAGCUUAAAUCUGUCCGGUUUCUUAUCUUAGAUGAAUCUGAUUCAAUGACAACAGCUGCCCAGCACUCUAUGCGCCGUUUACUAGAAAAGCAUCAAGAUGCUAAGUUUAUCUUCCUUUGUAAUGAUCUAGAAAAGAUCUCUGAUACGAUUCAAAGUCGGUGUGCUAUUCUAAGACUUACUCCCCUUAGUAAAGAAGAUCUCCAAACAAUAGUUCAAAGAAUUGCUACAGCCGAAUCACUUACUAUUCCCAAAGAUGCUAUUGCUCUUGUUGCUGAAAAUGCCGAAGGUGAUGCCCGUCAAGCCAUUAACUUCUUACAAACUCUAGCUACUAUUUCUAAAUCCAUUCAACUUCCACUAGUGCAAAGAAUGACCCAUAUUCCGCCUAUUGAUACAGUCCAGCAAAUGUUCGCACCAACUGCUACCCGACAAUCUUCCCUAAAUGAUCUUCAAGCUCUUCUUACUAAUGGAUAUACUCCAGAGGACAUUGCUAAACUUAUCUUUAAAGUCGCCAAGGACAAAAACAAUCUCUUCCUACUUGACCAAGCGGCCAAACUUCUUAUCAAACUCACCAACACUCCCUCCACUCUCCACUUCUAUGCCCUUCUACUCAACUAUCACCAACAAGCCCACCUCACCCAGCACUAA